Molecule: messenger RNA, 1676 nt
Organism: Daldinia decipiens
Lineage: Eukaryota; Fungi; Ascomycota; Sordariomycetes; Xylariales; Hypoxylaceae
Exons: 2
Coding region: 252-1583 (443 amino acids)
Source: RefSeq, a predicted model, not a curated record
GUAGAUCAUCACACUAAGCUUAACCCAUACUUCGAGCGGUAGAUUUCCACACGUUCCAUAAACAGCCUACCGUUUCCGUUGCGCAUAAACUCUGGCUGUCAUUGGCCUUGUUUCGGAAAUCACUAGGUUAGGCACUUUCAACGCGGCAUAGUCGUUUUUAUCACGACACGGGGAUAUAGGAGAGCUCUAUGAGACCCAAAAUUGCUUAACCUCCAUAUAAUAGCGGGAUUCGCGAUUGCGUGUCUGAAAAUAUGCUGGAGCCAUGGGAUGAAGCUAUCGCCCUUCAGAAGGAGCGUCAAUUUUGCACAGAUGAUGUACAAUCUAUUAAAACGUCCUGUCUUAAGGACCAUGGCAAGAGGCAUCCUAUCGAGUGUCCAGAUUGUUGGACCCGUCUCCUUAACCGCAUAAGGGAUCGAUAUCUCAACUCGGCUUCUAAGGAAUGGUUUUCUGGCCGGCGACCGUUUCUACUGGAGCUUGAUACUAUGUUUUCUAAAGCUCACAAUUUUGAGGUUGAUCUCAAGACUAUUGAGCAGCGCAUAGUUGAUGAGAAGAAGGAGUGGUACCGAGACAAAGUAAAAAAUAUAGGACUUCAACAUAUUACAAAAUCCCCAGCCGAGGAUCGAAUUCUACAGCAAAAGAUCAACGACCGGAGCAUAUCCGCAGAUCAGCUUGCUUCAGAACUGAGGGCGUCCUUUAGCGACGGCGCUGUCAAGAACCAAGAAGCAUUCGACGAAUUUAUAGAACGGCUGAAACAUACUAACUUGCCCCAGGCACGGGUCGAAGCAUACAUUGAUAUAUUUUUUCAACCUGCUCAUGACCCUUCGGUUGCGGCAAAAGCCCGGAAGUACAUCGACAUGGUUAGAAAUGGGACGCCAAUUGCGGACACCAUCAGUGUCAUGAUCCGUGACCGGCAUUUAGCUAAAGGUGACCAAGAUCAAAAACAGGCACUUCAUAAGCAGCUCGAAGAACUGAAGAGGGCUAAAGCAGCACACGAACUGGGUAAAGCGAAGAGCGAUAAGGCCCAGCAGGAUAAGACCAGAGAAACCGUACGCCCUGAUGAUCAGCACUCUCUACCGUCGUGUUCGGUAUGCUCGAAAACCCCAGAUGCGCAAGACUUUAUUAUAUGUCCCCUAUGCCAAAUUCUAGGCGAUUUUUAUAGAUUUAGAGUCGAGCCUACCGUCUUCUGUUCUCAGAAGUGUGCAGACGACCGUUAUGAGGCACAUGUUGAAGCAAGACAUGAGUGUGCAUCCGGCCAGCGAUGUGUCCUCCUCCAUGACGAAGAUAUCGAGAUGGAUGACGGAAGAACUGUUUUAGUCUUCUGUCGGGAGUGCGUAGAAACGCUCGGUAUCCCAUCCGUCUUUUGCUCGGCUCGCUGCUUUAACGAGAACUUCCAGCAUCAUCGCGACGGCGUCCAUAUUCCCCGGCGGAAGAGCACUCAGCAUGAGGUUAAAGAUGAAAAUCAGCUUGAGUUCAACCCGGAAGAUAAGACGAGGUAUAGCGCUAGAAAGAUCGAAGAGCAUCUGGUCACAUUUGAUAAUGCUAUAGCAGAAUGGCAGCAGAAAACAAGCGCUACAGUGAAAUAAGGGCUACGAAGGUAUAUAAACUUCUUCUCUUCUUGUACUUUUAUAAAUUAAGGACGAAACCGGCUGAAUAGAGAAGGGUAAUAAUGCGUAUAA